This is a messenger RNA of Phoenix dactylifera (date palm), 2574 nucleotides long. Lineage: Eukaryota; Viridiplantae; Streptophyta; Magnoliopsida; Arecales; Arecaceae. The record is from RefSeq and is a predicted model, not a curated record.
AGCCGUGGAGGGUUUUGAAAAGCCAGAAACCCCAACACCGUCCUCCCUCAAAAGCCAGAAACCCCAACACCGUCCUCCCUCAAAUAAAAAGAGAUCACCACAUCCCAAACCUAUCUGUCUCAGCAAAAAGAAAAAACUCUCAGGAGAAGGAGAAAGGGCUCUUUUCUCGAACUUCUCCCUGCAACGAUCUCAAUCAGUUCUCCCUCAAAGAAAAGCUCUCGUUUUGCGUUCUUCUUCUUUGUUUUCUAAUUGUUCUGCUCGCUAACGUUUUCUUUGGUGCAGGGUUUCUCUUUAUCUUAGUUUUAGUCUGCGUAAUUAUUUUUUUAUUUUGUGUUCUAGUCUUUGUUUUCUUGGAUUUUUUGUUUGCUGCUAACAAUGGAUGCCGGAAGUUUCUCUUCCGAGAAGGCCCGGCCUGCAUCUCGCCACCCUCUUCGAGCAGUCGGUUCAGGGCCUUACAUGCCUUCUCUCCUCUCUUCAUCGAAGGAUUUUUCUUCCCGGCAGAGCGGAGGAGAUAGAUUCAUUCCGGACCGGUCUGCCAUGGAUUUUGACCUGGCCUACUACCUGCUAACAGAGAGAAGGACAGAGAAGGAGAAUGCUGCAGCUGCAUCCCCAUCCAAAGGGACAUACAGAAGGCUUCUUGCCGAGAAUCUUCUGAAUAAUAGAACUCGAAUUCUUGCUUUCAAGAGUAAGCCCCAGGCACCUGCGGAAGGUAUCCUCCAAGAAGCCCACUCCAAUGCCUCUUCCCAUCUGGCCAAGUUGGCAAAGCCACGGAGAUACAUUCCCCAGUCUCCUGAGAGGACUCUUGAUGCACCAGACCUUGUUGAUGACUACUAUCUGAAUCUGCUGGAUUGGGGAAGCAGCAAUGUUCUGUCGAUCGCCCUUGGGAAUGCGGUGUAUCUCUGGGAUGCUUCAGAUGGUUCUACAUCCGAGCUUGUCACCGUGGACGAAGAUGUGGGUCCAGUCACUAGUGUCAGUUGGGCUCCUGAUGGGCGGCAUAUUGCUGUUGGUUUGAACUCCUCUGACAUCCAAUUGUGGGACUCGAGCUCCAGCAACCUGUUGAGAACUUUGAGAGGAGUCCAUGGAUCUCGAGUUGGAUCUCUUGCUUGGAACAACAACAUACUCACAACAGGGGGGAUGGAUGGAAAGAUCGUUAAUAAUGAUGUGAGAGUAAGGUCGCACAUUGUGCAAACCUACCGAGGACAUCAGCGAGAGGUCUGCGGGUUGAAGUGGUCAGGCUCAGGACAGCAGCUGGCAAGCGGAGGCAACGACAACCUGCUUCACAUAUGGGACCUAUCCAUGGCCUCUUCAAAUCCAUCUCCAGGCCAAAAUCAGUGGCUCCACAGGUUGGAGGACCACAUGGCUGCGGUUAAGGCCCUUGCUUGGUGUCCCUUCCAGAGCAACUUGCUCGCAUCCGGUGGUGGCGGCGGCGAUGGGUGCAUCAAGUUUUGGAACACCCGUACCGGGGUCCGGUUGAAUUCAGUGGACACUGGCUCUCAAGUGUGCUCCCUGUUGUGGAAUAAGAACGAGCGCGAACUGUUGAGCUCUCAUGGCUCUACUCACAACCAACUGAUUCUCUGGAAGUACCCUUCGAUGGUGAAGAUUGCGGAGCUCACAGGCCAUACUUCUCGGGUUCUCUUCAUGGCUCAGAGUCCAGAUGGGCGCACAGUGGCAUCUGUGGCGGGGGAUGAAAUGCUGAGAUUUUGGAAUGUAUUUGGAACUCUUGAAGCACCAAAGCCUGCUGCCAAGACAGCUAGUACAAGACCCUUCUCCAGUUUUAAUCACAUUAGGUGAAAAAGGAGGUGGAGGAAGGGGAUGGGUCUCCAUCUGAUCCUUGAAAGCAUGGCCUGAUGGAAAGAAUUGGGAUGGAAGACAUAGCCUGCUGCAAGAUCAUAUUACUGGCAGACCAACUUCUCUAGAAAGGUGUGUCUAGCAGCCCGUGGGUCAAAUAGAAGAUGAUAUUUGGAUAGCAGGCGCUCAAGACACAUGAUGGGAGAUGAAUCACAGUUCAUUUUUCUUAAGACAAAGGAUGGAGGGGUGGUCACCUUUGAAGACUAUGGCAAAGGAAAGAUCAUCGGCUGCUGCAAGUGUGGGUAGAGGAGCAGCUGCUGCAGUUGUUGGAGGUGAUGCUAGUGGUAGAGGAAGAGGAUCUGGUUCAACCACAGGUGGUCCAGUCAAGGGUGCAUCAGGGAGAGGACUUUCAUGAAGAGGUUCUUCAAGCAGAGGAGCAUGCUUAGUUUUAGGCAUAGGAGCUUCAGCCAGGGGUCCUUUAGGAAGUGCUUUAGGGAGACAAGGUUCAGGAACAAGUUCAGGAAGAGGCUUAAGCACUACUUCAGGCAGUGGAGCAGGCAGACAACCAAAGUUUGUACCAAUUGGUGGGAAAGGGAAGAAAACAUAGUGAUUAUAGAUUGCAAUGCAAUGUUUGAAAGUUGUAAAUGAUUUUGUAUAGAAUGGAAUGUUGUAUGGAAAUUUGUUUUGGUUUUGGAAAGUGAUGUUGAACUUAGUUGUAUGGAAUGUAAUUGCAUAUUGUAAUACAAUGAUAUCAAUUUGUUGUAAUGAGAUCAAAUGUUGUGUUUU